AUGUACCAGUCCAAUGGAGCAUGCCAGGUACACUGUCAAGGCUCUUACGUGUUUGCCGUCAUCCAGGGAUCUUAUUGCUGGUGUUCCAACUACAUCCCCGCGGAGCAGGAAAGCACCUACAACUGUAACCAAGAGUGUCCCGGUUACGGUAGCGAAUGGUGUGGUUCAACCGAUGCUGGUCUCUACGCCUACUUCGAUUUGGACGGCAAGGCGCCCUCGGGCACUUCUGGCGGAUCGGCCGCCAGCACAGCAGCCAGUACAGCAACCAGCACCGCACCCACAUCCUCUUCUCCCUUGGUUAGUACUUCCCUGACCGAGUCUGGAUCACCUACCCCCACUCCCGAUAUCGAGACCACUUCUCCCUCAUCAUCCCCUGCCGUGUCAAGCGCAGGAUUUCCUGAAAGCUCUUCCGACGAGGCUACCUUUAUGACCUACUCAUCAAGCGAGUUCCUUGCCACCUCAGCGAUCCCCUCUACUAGUUCAACCAUCUCUACGCCCACCUCCGCCGAAGUUUCGACGACUCCCAGGCCUACGCCUACGCCCACUUCCGCUCCCAGCUCAAGCUCGUCUUCGACUCCGACUCCGACUCCGACAGAGGUGUACACCAGUGUCACCACCGUGACUGGCGAAGUUCGAACCGUCGUGAUCACCCCCUCUUCUUCGACCAAUGCCACUCUCGGCCAGUCUUCUUCCGGUGGAGGCGGAGGUGGUGGAAUAAGCACUGGCAAGGUUGUGGGAAUUGUGCUAGGUGUAGCUCUGGGGAUUGGCGUCCUGAUCGGAAUUGGAGCCUGGCUCUGGUUCCGGAGACGACAUCAAAAGAUGCAAGCGCAGGCUGGGCCGGAGACGACUUUCGUCCCUCGAACUGGGGAAACGUCCCCGUCGAACAAUAUUCCCUCACGGCAAGUCAGUCAACUGUCGUCUUCCGGGCUACUCGGGAACAAGACCCCCCGCAUCAACACGUCUGGCAUGCCGAUGGGCAAUGAUCCAAGAAGCGCAGAUACCACCGUCUCGAACGGCUUUGAUCGACGAAGUCUGGCGACGGAUCAACGAUUAAACCCGUACGCGUUGUAUAUCCACGACGAGAGCCGCCUUAGCAAUGUGUCUCUUCAGGAUAACCAGGACUACUCCAGGCAGUUGCGGGUGAGUUGCGCUUCUUGUCUUGUUGGCGUCUGA
Molecule: messenger RNA, 1173 nt
Organism: Capronia coronata CBS 617.96
Lineage: Eukaryota; Fungi; Ascomycota; Eurotiomycetes; Chaetothyriales; Herpotrichiellaceae
Exons: 2
Coding region: 1-1173 (390 amino acids)
Source: RefSeq, a predicted model, not a curated record